CGAAAUGCGCGCCUCUCUGCUCCGCCUCCUUACCGGACUCACACUCGCAGAGGGCGGUCCCACUCCUCUCGCGGGCGACGCCUCCGGAUCGGACUCGGUGAAGUCCUGCAUCGACCUCGACAGGCACUCGAUAAAGGCGGCGCUCUCGACGACGCCCGGCUUUGAGACGGCGGCCUUUUGCACCUCCCAAGCGUGCGGCGCCUGCCGCGCGUUUGGCGUCCCGACGGGCGUCCAGCGCAAGAUAUUCAACCGCGGCUGCUCCGGCGGGCCCUUCAACCGCGGCUGCUCCGGCGGGCCGCACAAGACCUCUUCCGCCUUCUACAGCUGCCGCAGCGGCGACUGCGGCGGCGGCGACUGCGCCGAGGAGAUGAUGAGCGUCGAAGUCGCCGGCGCCGGCGCGGCCGUCUCGAGCGGGCGGCAUGGGACGAACGCUCCCGCGCCCGUCGGCGACGACGCGUGCGCGGAGGCGUUCAACGAGGAGAAGUGCGUCAUGAACGCCUGCUCUGGGCACGCGCAUGCAGCCUGCAACACGCUGGGCGUCGCGAACACCUCUAAUAACAAGUGGAGCGACUUUUCGCUCGAGGGAGGCGCGCGCGCCGGAUUGCUCGAAGGCCCGGACGUGGUGGUGGUGCUGCGCCUCUACGGCGGUGCUGCUUCUCCAAGCCGGGCGCCGCGCUCCGGUGCAGCCUCGGGGCAGCGAGCCAGCAAGGCGGUCCGUCCCCGGCUGAGCAAGAGUCGCGGCUCGGUGGCCUUCCUGCUGCUGCUCUCCGCCCUCCCCGUGGCUCGGGCUGGCUCGCCGCCGCCGCCGCCGCCCUCGCCCUCGCCACCCUGGUACACCGAGGACGCCGCCAUGCAAGCUCCCCCCUCGCCACCAUGGCCGCCGCCGCCGCCGCCCUCGCCACCCUCGCCGUCAUGGUACACCGAGGACGGAGCUUGCAUCUGCAACAUGAACUGGGUGGGCGAUUGCACCGCCCUUGCCUUGGAGGGCGGCGGCCAGUGCAGCGCCGCGGACCCCUGCUUGGCAAACGACCAGGCGUCCUGCCCCAUCGGCUGCCGGUGGGAGACGCUCAGCUACAUGGAGCAGUGGUGCUCGCGUAGCCCGGCUUCCCCCCCACCACCUAUGUCGUGCCACGAGCCGUUUCCGCCAAGCUCGUAUCGUCCCGCCAAGCCGUAUCUCCCGCCAAGCUCGUGCUCCGUGACCGAUCUCUCGCUAUCGAGGCACCCGCGGCGGCCCGAGCCCCCCCGGCGGCGGCGGCCGAGGCCCACGCCGACGGCCGAGAAGGCGCGCCGGCGGGCGGAGGCCCCCGCGGCAGAGGCGCGCGCGGCGGCAGAGGCGCGCGCGGCGGCAGAGGCGGCGGCCAUUCCGAUUGCUACGCCCAUUCAAGGCUGGCGGCCUCCGAGCUAUAGCCAGUCGCAAGUCUCCUCCACCGCCAUGCCGAUCGUUCGCGGCGAGCCUGUCGAGGACGGCGAGAUCGUGCCGAGCUCGAACCUUGUAGCAGAGUUGCAGAGCCUCGCCGCGCUCCACCGCUCCGGCGCUCUCUCCGACGCCGAGUUUUUGGCGGCAAAGGCGCGCAUCUUAGGAGGGUCUGAGGCUCAAGGGUCUGAGACUCUGGUCUGAGACUCUGGCACUCGGUCACGGCCAUGAGCCUUCUAAGAUCGGGUCAGGCACCCGCCCGACAGGAAACGAAAAUCCACCUUUUCAGGGGGUCUCGGGCGCGGGGUCGGCGGGGCAGAGCCCCGCGGAGAAAAGUUGCUAUUCAUUUCAUACAGGCAACAUGAACAUCCCCCAACCGUGGUUUCUCAUCGUGUAUCUAGAUUCUAGCUAACACCCACACGACUACCGACUAGCGACUACGGCUUUACCAGUCUACUAUACUACUGGCGUCUACUUAGUCCCU
Messenger RNA from Emiliania huxleyi CCMP1516, 1898 nucleotides. RefSeq lists its product as hypothetical. The coding region runs from base 5 to 1618 and encodes 537 amino acids. The record is from RefSeq and is a predicted model, not a curated record. The transcript has 4 exons. Lineage: Eukaryota; Haptophyta; Isochrysidales; Noelaerhabdaceae.